AGUGUCGACCCGUACAUGAAAAACAUGGCGGCGUAGAUAUCCAAGUGGGGCCUCACACACCAGUUUUCUCUAAAUUAAUCGCUAAAAGUGGCGGAAUUUAAAGCGCGAAAUGCUCCUAAAUAAAUUCGGUUGAAGGGCCGGGAAUUUUCAAUAGAAAUGAGUUCGUUUCGGGUCGAUUUCGCGCGGUUUUAAUAAAAACUCGGUACAAGUUCUUCGGUAGGAGAAGAACAAGUUUUGACAAUCUGGACGAGAACUUCUUCGUCGAGAGAAGUUCGCCCCCCGAUGGUCGUCGUUUUCAACUACUAUGGGGGCACAGAAUACAAAAGAACGUACUGUGUCCGUUGGGACAAAUUCUAUAAGGGCCAACAGAAGUAAACCUCGACCGGUCAAGGAUGGACGACAAAUCGUUUCUAAUAUAUUUACAGAACAUAGCGAGGCGUUAUUGCAAAGUAGACCGCUGCCUCAUAUACCGAGCUUACCGGAAACGGAUCCUCCGGGUACGCUCAAUUCCGGGACGGGACUUGGUUCCGCCAAUUUAGGCACGCUGACCGCCGUUUCCGGUGGUUCCGUAGCGCCGUCAACACCUCUAUCACUCGAAGCUGCCAAUAGAUGGACGUCAAAAGAAAACUUGCUGGCUCAAGAAGAGGACGAUCCGCAAUUAUUCGUUGCUUUGUAUGAUUUUCAAGCGGGUGGCGAAAAUCAAUUAAGCUUAAAAAAAGGUGAACAAGUUCGAAUACUCAGUUAUAAUAAAAGUGGCGAAUGGUGUGAAGCUCAUUCCUCAUCGAAUCAAGUCGGUUGGGUUCCUUCUAAUUAUGUGACACCCGUGAAUUCGUUAGAAAAACAUUCUUGGUAUCACGGACCAAUUUCAAGAAACGCCGCCGAAUACCUACUCAGUUCCGGUAUAAAUGGAAGUUUUUUGGUUCGCGAAUCGGAGAGUAGUCCGGGCCAACGAAGCAUAUCGUUAAGAUAUGAAGGUCGCGUUUACCAUUAUCGCAUCAACGAAGACCCCGAGGGUAAAGUUUUCGUCACCGCCGAGAGUAAAUUUAAUACUUUAGCCGAACUCGUUCACCACCACUCGAUGUUAUCCGACGGUUUGAUAACGCAACUUUUAUACCCAGCGCCGAAACAUAACAAACCAACCGUGUUUCCUCUAAGUCCAGAACCGGAUGAAUGGGAAAUCAAUCGGACCGAUAUCGUAAUGAGACACAAACUCGGCGGUGGUCAAUACGGUGAUGUUUACGAAGCGGUUUGGAAACGAUACAACAUGACCGUAGCUGUAAAGACUUUAAAAGAAGACACGAUGGCGUUGAAAGAUUUUUUAGAAGAAGCCGCUAUCAUGAAAGAAAUGAAACAUCCAAAUUUGGUUCAAUUGAUGGGUGUUUGUACUCGCGAACCGCCGUUUUAUAUAAUAACUGAGUUUAUGAGUAAAGGUAAUCUCUUGGAUUAUCUUCGAAAUGCAAAUAAACAGAACAUAAACGCUGUUGUUCUUAUGUACAUCGCAACUCAAAUCGCCAGCGGAAUGAGUUACUUGGAAAGUAGGAAUUUUAUUCAUCGCGAUUUGGCCGCUAGAAAUUGUUUGGUCGGCGAAAAUCAUUUAGUUAAAGUUGCCGAUUUUGGCUUGGCAAGAUUGAUGAGAGAUGAUACAUACACGGCGCACGCGGGCGCUAAAUUCCCCAUCAAAUGGACCGCACCCGAAGGAUUAGCUUAUAAUAAAUUUUCAACCAAAUCGGAUGUUUGGGCUUUUGGUAUACUUUUAUGGGAAAUCGCCACGUACGGAAUGUCUCCGUAUCCAGGAGUUGAUCUCACCGACGUUUAUCAUAUGCUUGAAAAAGAUUAUCGAAUGGAAUGUCCCCCCGGGUGUCCGCCGAAAAUCUACGAACUUAUGAGACAAUGUUGGCAAUGGAACGCCAUGGAUAGACCUACGUUUAAAGAGAUCCAUAACGCUUUGGAAAAUAUGUUUCAAGAAUCAAGCAUUACUGAAGAAGUUGAAAAAUUAUUAAAAGACGGAGAUACCCCCGUUUUAAUGGGAACUCCUCAUUUAUCCUAUAAGAAAUCCCAUUUUGGAAGCGCUGGAAAUAUUCAUGGACUUGUUGGAGUUGUUGAUCAAAACAGUACAGAAAACAUUAAACUUAGUACUUUUACGGGAAUCACAGGUGUUAAAAACAAUAUGGUGGUGCGUCGGACAACUAAUAGAAAAGGAAAGCAGGCACCGGCACCUCCGAAAAGAACGAGCCUGUUGUCUUCUUGCAGUUCGUUCCGAGACAGUACGUUCGACGAUCAGGGACACGGAAAUGAAAACGACGAAGGAGGUGAUUUAAAUGGUAUUUCUAAACGAUUUAAAGCGAGCAUCAAAGGAGGGGAUAGCGAAGCUGAACUACAGGAUCAGACUCCUGAUACGGACGAUUCUGGAGCUCAUUCGUAUCCUGAAGUAUCGGGUACAAGUAGUUUUGGUGUUCCUACGGGCACUGGAUCGUUUAAAAGGGCGCCGAUUAUGGGUAAUCGUGGUUUAGCUGAACAACGUGGAAAGAAAUCUAAAACUUAUCCACCAAAAGAGGUACAAGUAGCUGCUUUAGAUGAGCAUAAUGUACGUAAAGCGAUCAGUCGUUAUGGAACAUUACCGAAAGGAGCUCGAAUAGGAGCUUAUUUAGAAUCUUUAAGAGUGAGUGGAAUGUCAAAUAGUCAACAACAAGAUCAACAGCAACCCGCGCAAGCGAUUAAUCCGGUUUUAGCAGAACAACAAAAAGAAUCUCCGCCGCCGCGGUCGUUAUCUCCACGAACCAACAUUCGAACGCAACCGCAAAUGAUUCGAAGUAAUUCUUCGGGUGGUGUAACCACGUUUCACGGUUUACACCCGCCCAAUUCCCCCACAGCUUCCAAGUUUAACCGUGCCAGAACGGCGAAUGUUCCAAGAGCGACGACAACGAGCGGUGAACAACCGUGCUUGCGUACAUUUAAAACGAAUAAUAAUCAUUCUAGUUUUCAUAGGGGAGGUGGGAGUCCUUCGAGGCAUAACAUACAACCGAGUUUAGCCGAUUUAGAAUUUCCCCCACCACCGGUCGAUUUACCACCACCUCCCGAAGAAUUUAACAAUCCGGAAAACAUCGAAGAAAUUGGAGUUUUUAACAAUCAAAAAUCGAUUUCAAAGAAACGAUUGGCUGCUUCGCCUAGGGGCUUUCGUAAAGCAACUAACGAUUUAGAUGGUGGGGUUGAAUCUAACGAGACUACGAACGAUGUUAGUAAUUUGAGGCCAUCUGUUGAUGAGGCUAGUUCAAGGUUUGGGGUUAGUUUGAGGAAACGAGAACCAUCAUCGGAUAGUUGUAGUAGCGCGAAAGAUUUGAAGGACGAGUUUCAACGGGAAAAAAGCCCGCAAAGGGUUAGUUUGAGUCUUACUAGUCCUAGCGUUGAAGGGAAAAGUCCUGUUAGUAUUGAGUCUGAUGUUCCGGUUGUUGGAUCACCUUUGGAACCGUUACCACCACCACCAUCUUUUCCGGAACUUGAAGAAAUGAUGCAAAAUGAGAAUUUUGAAUCGGAAGAUAAAACAUCAAAGGUAUUUAAGAAUAACAAAUUAGUAAAAGAAAUGGAACUCAAAUUAUUGACUGAAAUAAAAGAAAGAGCCGAUCAAAAAAUUAAUAAUCCAAAAGAGUCCCCGACUGAAAAUAACUCGAUUAGUACGAUAUCCCACGAUCCAGUGGCCCAAUUGGUGAGUGAGUUAUCCGAAAGUCUCAACAUCGAACCAGAAAGAUCCAUUCCAAAGUCGCCACCAACGCAAAUAGAAUCGAAAGAAACAGUUUCCGGGACGUCAUUCGUUCCGCAAUUAAAGAAAACGGAAACAAUCAAAAAACCGAAUGAUUCGGGGAUAAUAAUCGAUUUUAAAUCGAGAUUAAGAAAAGUUGAUAAAGAAGAAGAUAAGGUGGAAAUAAAAAAUGAUGAAGAUAAUAACGAUAGGAAACGUGAGAGCACUGCAAGUUCCGAUAGCGGUGGUGGGAGUAAUUUAAAAAUCGAGGAAGAUUCAGAUAAAAGAAAAAGCACGGGAAGUAUAAGUAGUCUAAAAAAAAUUUGGGAAACUAAAGAAGCCUCCGAAAACACCAACAGUUUAAUCCAAUUAAGUCCCAAAUUAUCGGUUAAAUCAAAAAACGAUGAAACAGAAAUAUCACCAGUUGAAAGUUCAGAUGAUUCAACAAAAAUAAUAAAAAGAUGUUGGCCCCCAACCAACACAAUCGAUGAAAAACCUCAAAUCCCAACGAAACCCCCCGUAAAAGCAACAAAACCAAUUUUAACAAACCGUCCCACGACGACGACAACAACAACAACUUCCGCAAUUUACGCCACACCCAUUCCAAAUUCAAACAACUCAAACCAUCAAUCGACUUUAAAUAAACCACCGAUAUCGGCGAAACCAACGGCGCCAAACGAAAUUAAAACGGGCAAAGAAAAUAUUUUAGAAAUAUCCCAAGCUCUCGAAACGACCCUUAACGGAAUAAAAACAAACCCGACCGUUUCAACGUCUUCCUGGUUACAAUUAUCGGAUAAAAUCGGUUUGUUACAUACUUCUUGUGCCGAUUACGCGGAUAGCGUCGUUUUGGCACACACCAAAUUUCAAUUUAGAGAGUUAAUGACCAAAUUGGAAACGCAAGCGAGACAAAUACGUUCCGCCGGAUCGAGGAAUACGACUGAGAAUGCGCGUUACGUUAACGAUGUGCUCAAUACGAUUAAGGAUGUGGUGAACGUGAUGUGUCGAUAAA
Messenger RNA from Onthophagus taurus, 4742 nucleotides. RefSeq names its product tyrosine-protein kinase Abl (gene Abl). Gene Ontology annotation, molecular function: protein binding; ATP binding; non-membrane spanning protein tyrosine kinase activity. Gene Ontology annotation, biological process: protein phosphorylation. Lineage: Eukaryota; Metazoa; Arthropoda; Insecta; Coleoptera; Scarabaeidae. The record is from RefSeq and is a predicted model, not a curated record.